GAGUUCUGAGUCAUCUUCUGAUACAUCUGGGUCAUCAACUUCAAAAACCUCUGGGUCCACAAGUACCUCAUCUUCCACUAGCUUGCAUUCAGAGGACAUUGUCGAAAAAGGUUCUUGUACUUCUGCCAGGCAUAGAACGAAACGAGGUCACGCCAAAUGCAAGAAGCUAGAAAAAGGAGGUCCCCGUCGUCUUACGUUUGAUAAAAAUGGGAUUGCCCAGUCACCUAUAAAACAUGUCAAUGAAUUCUCAAGCUAUUGUGGUUAUAUAGCACGCAUGCGUGUUGAUAUUAGGAUAAAGGAUUGGCGAAAAGUGCCUACAGUGGUAAAAUCAAACCUAUGGGAGGAUGUUUCAAAGAAAUUUGUCAUGCCAAGGGAUGAAACCCAUACCCUCAAUGUGAAGAAGGUCGCUUUGAAAUCUAUGAGCCAUGCAUGGAAGGAUUUCAAGUGGAAACUAAAUAUAAAUUAUGUCAAGAAGGACAAAACUCCAUUUGAGGACUAUCCAGAACUCAAGAAAGAGUGGUGGCCAGACUUUGUGGAGUGGGUUACCUCUGAUGAGUAUAUUGCUCUAGGAGAAAAGGGCAAGCAAAGCCAAAGCAUGAAUAAGUUCCGUCAAAAACUAGGUCGGCGAAGCUAUACUGUACAAAAGAGAAAAUGGGCAAAGGAAGAUGCACAAGCAUUAACCGAGGGUAAAUCUAUUCCAUUUCAAGACAUGCCAGAUGGUCGUCAUAAGGAUUGGGCAAGGGCGAGGAAUCCUUCUGGCGAUGUGAACAUAACAGAGUCGCAUCCAAUCAUAAAGAAAAUUGUAGAUCUAAAUGAAAAGUCAGUAGCUGGUACCUUUACACCAUUGGAUAAUAUGGACAUACUUGCAACAGCAAUAGGGAGUAAUCAUCCAGGGAGGACAACAGGGGUGAGUGCUUAUGUGGGUUUAGGGAUGGGUCUUGCUCAAGGUGAUGGCCCUCGUAAGAAGAAACGUAGAACAACGAAAGAAUAUGUCAAGAGGAUUGUGGAUGAGUACGAGGCCAAGUUUGAGAAACUGACAGCCCUGUGUCAGAGUAUGGAGCGUCGAUUAAACAAUUCUGAGAGUUGCUCAUCUUCAAAAUUUGUUGAUACACCAAACCAUGCAACACAUCAUUCAGUUGACUCAUUACAAGAGGUGAUGAAAUGCAAGUUGGUGGUGCAGAUAGGUCCGCAAUCUGUUGUGGUCGCUAGAGGACAGGCUUACCCUCCAAAGGAUGUUGUAACCGUCCAUGGGAUUGAGCGGCGAGAUGACCACACAAAAGUGCAGGGUCUAUGCAGUAGAAUUCAGUGA
Messenger RNA from Zea mays, 1309 nucleotides. RefSeq lists its product as uncharacterized. NCBI's taxonomy places the organism in Eukaryota, Viridiplantae, Streptophyta, Magnoliopsida, Poales, Poaceae. The coding region runs from base 275 to 1309 and encodes 344 amino acids. The transcript has 5 exons. The record is from RefSeq and is a predicted model, not a curated record.